AUGGCAAACUUCAACACCAUCCCGGGUACUACCCCCAGCAAGCCAGAACCAUUCACUCUCCACGUCCCAGAGACAGACCUCACCGAGUUCCACGAACUGCUAAAACUCUCGAAAAUCGGUCCACAAACAUGGUGGAACCAACAAACCGACGGCCAUUUCGGAGUCUCGCGCGAGUGGCUGUCCGACGCAAAAGAAGCCUGGCUGAAGACAUUCAACUGGCGCGCACACGAAGCACAAAUCAACAGCGUCCCCAAUUUCAAACUCACCAUCCAUGACCACGAGGCUGGCGAUGUCCGUAUUCACUUCGCUGCCCUGUUCUCAAAACGAGACGAUGCUGUCCCUGUUCUCUUCCUGCAUGGGUAUCCAGGCUCGUUCAUGGAGUUCCUUCCCAUGAUGCAGUUGCUGGUUGAGAAGUAUACGCCAGAGACGCUGCCGUAUCAUGUUAUUGUACCUUCAUUACCAGACUAUGGGUUAUCGGGCGGUGCCAGCGAGAAUGUUGAGAUGACUCUCGAUCGAGCAGCACGGAUCAUGAACCAGCUGAUGGUUGACCUUGGGUUCGGCGAUGGGUAUAUCGCACAGGGAGGAGACCUGGGCAGUAUGCUUGCACGGAUGAUGAGCGUUGAAUACCAGCAAUGCAAAGCACUUCACAUAAACAUGCUCGUGCUCAACACCGAUGAAGCACCGCCAGAACCGGAGACCCACGAUAUUACGCCCGAAGAAGCAGAACAUCUCGAACGAACAGAGCGCUGGCGUGAGACGGGCUUCGCGUACGCUCUUGAACACGGUACUCGGCCGUCGACGAUCGGUCUUGUUGUGUCCUCUAAUCCGCUCGCUUUACUAGCCUGGAUCGGCGAAAAGCACCUCGAAUGGACAGACCCACGCCAUCCCCUCCCCCUCGAUACAAUCCUAGGCAUGGCUAGUUUCUAUUGGUUCACAUCGACACUCCCGCGCGGGCUCUACCACGCAGCACUGGUGAAGAAUAUCCUCGCAGGGCGACGACAUCCGAUAACGAAGGCGAAGCCGCUCGGGUACUCGCGGUACCCGUAUGAUAUGGCAAUGCUGCCGGAGUCCUGGGCGAGGGAGAUUUAUCCGAACCUUGUGCUGUUCAGGAGGCAUAGCCAGGGUGGGCAUUUUGCUGCAUUGGAGAUGCCGGAGGCGUUUCUUGAUGAUGUUGAGGAGUUUAUUAGGCUGGUGUGUGACGGUCUGAAGGAAACCUGA
Messenger RNA from Aspergillus puulaauensis, 1218 nucleotides. RefSeq names its product epoxide hydrolase family protein. NCBI's taxonomy places the organism in Eukaryota, Fungi, Ascomycota, Eurotiomycetes, Eurotiales, Aspergillaceae. The record is from RefSeq and is a predicted model, not a curated record. Gene Ontology annotation, biological process: epoxide metabolic process. The transcript is spliced from 3 exons. Gene Ontology annotation, molecular function: epoxide hydrolase activity. The coding region runs from base 1 to 1218 and encodes 405 amino acids.